AUGCUCAACAUUCGCGAUAGAACCACCGAGUUUCAGCGGUCCGUCAUUCAACACAACAAAAGAUCCCACGAUAAUGCUAAGAAGCCAACCACAUCAGUUCAAAAAUCGCAGUUUCAGCAGCAAGCGUCCUCUAUAGCACAUGAAAUUGCACAGACUGCCCAGUUACUGGGCAAGCUCGCGCAGCUGGCAAAACGGAAACCUAUGCUCAAUGAUAAUCCAGUGGAAAUCGCAGAGCUCACGUACGUUAUCAAACGCAAGAUUUACGCCGUGGAACAAAGUAUGAUGGAGCUCGCGAAGAUGUCCGGAAAUCAAAACGCGCCAUCGCAGCCCAUUCAGCACACCCGAAAUGUGGUCAAUCUGCUGAACACCAAAAUGAAAAACAUCAGUGGAGACUUCAAAAGCGUGCUGGAGCAACGUCAAAAACUGGAGGUUGCAAAUCGCGACCGUUGGGAGCAACUGAGCUCGCAGACGCAGUCGGAACAACAACAUGUGUACAACAACUCGAAUCCCUUCAUGUCAUCGGUCUUGGAAGAAGAAAGUGGGAAAGCAGGCCAGCUCUCUUUGCCACAAGAGUCCCAAAUGCUUAUGCUCGAGGAACAGAGCUCUUCGUCUACGUAUUUACAGGAACGUAACCGGGCGGUGGAAACUAUCGAGUCCACAAUUCAAGAGGUGGGUAAUCUGUUCCAGCAGUUGGCUCACAUGGUUCAGGAACAAGGCGAAGUCAUUCAGCGGAUCGACGCUAAUGUGGAUGACAUUGACCUCAACAUAUCGGGAGCCCAGAGAGAGUUGCUUAAAUAUUUCGACAGGGUGAGCAGCAAUCGUUGGCUUGCGGUGAAAAUAUUCGCGGUCCUUUUCGUGUUUUUUCUAGUGUGGGUAUUGGUCAACUAA
This is a messenger RNA of Lachancea meyersii CBS 8951, 888 nucleotides long. NCBI's taxonomy places the organism in Eukaryota, Fungi, Ascomycota, Saccharomycetes, Saccharomycetales, Saccharomycetaceae. The record is from the annotation of a GenBank genome assembly.